Messenger RNA from Cinclus cinclus, 2655 nucleotides. RefSeq names its product Myb like, SWIRM and MPN domains 1 (gene MYSM1). Gene Ontology annotation, molecular function: metallopeptidase activity; polyubiquitin modification-dependent protein binding. Lineage: Eukaryota; Metazoa; Chordata; Aves; Passeriformes; Cinclidae. The record is from RefSeq and is a predicted model, not a curated record. The transcript has 20 exons. Gene Ontology annotation, cellular component: BRISC complex; BRCA1-A complex. The coding region runs from base 34 to 2508 and encodes 824 amino acids. Gene Ontology annotation, biological process: double-strand break repair.
GCGGUGGUGUGAGGAGAACGCGGAACCGCCGUCAUGGCAUUCCGGAACAGCGCUGCGAGGCUGCUGGGAGAAUCCUUAAAAUGCCCAUGGAGAAGAGAUCAUGAAAACACAGCAUCAAGCCUGCUGCAGGAUCACUAUCUUGAUUCAUCUUGGAGAACUGGCAACAGUCUUCCCUGGACAUUGGACAGCAGCAUUAGUGAUGAAAACAGAGCUGUCAUUGAGAAGAUGUUGCUGGAAGAAGAAUAUUAUUUAUCUAAUAAAUCCCUUUCUGAAAAAAUAUGGCUCAACCAAAAGGAGGUGGAGAAAAGAUCUAUGAAAAGCCCACAUAAGAAAACUGGAAAAGUCAUGGUGCGUUCGCCUACAAAAUCACCUGGCUGCUCCUUGAAGUGGACAUCAGAGGAAAAAGAGCUGUUUGAACAAGGACUGGUGAAAUUUGGCCGCAGGUGGACAAAAAUUGCCAAAUUGAUCAGCACUCGAACUGUUCUGCAAGUCAAGAGCUAUGCUCGGCAGUACUUCAGGAACAAGGCAAAAAAUGGUGAUGCGGAAAAAGAAGAGCAGAGUCAGUGUGGGAGCAGCCUUCCCAUGGAAGAUGGGAUAAGGGUGGAAGCUGGAAACUUGAGAGGCCGUGCAGACCCCAACCUGAACGCGGUGAAAAUCGAAAAGCUGUCAGAUGAUGAGGAAGUGGACAUAACUGAUGACAUGGAUGAACUACUCACUCCUGCCUUCCAGCAAGAAACAGGAAAAUCUGAAUCAUCUGUUAUCCCAAAAACUCCAGUUGAAGAAAAAAAAGCAGUGGAACAAGGUUUUUCAUCUGCUGGCCACAGUACUGCAACUGCUUUGCCUAAAGAAAAUCAUCAGCACACCAGGCCAGAGACAGUGGAUGCAUUGGUAUUUCCUGCUGUGGCAGCAACGUGUUCCCAGCACCUGAAUGGGAAUAAAUCUGUGAAUUUGGAUUGCCAGCAGUACAAUAAUUUUGUUGAGAAAGCUGAACAAGGUGGGCCAGUCACAUGUCAUGAGACUGCACAAGGAACUGAUCAGGAGCUCAGUGAGGCUCAAAGAGGCCUGGCUGAUAAUGGAUUGCUUUUUCCUUCUUCCUGCCAAGUGGAUGAAGAUCAUCAAGAGGAAGCAGAGGAGCUGAAGCCACCUGAUCAAGAAGUGGAGGUUGACAGAAGCAUCAUUCUGGAAGAAGAAAAGCAGGCUAUUCCUGAAUUCUUUGAAGGGCGCCAGGCCAAAACACCAGAGCGUUAUUUGAAAAUCAGGAAUUAUAUUUUGGAUCAGUGGGAGAGAUGUAAACCCAAAUACCUGAACAAGACCUCAGUGCGUCCAGGCCUGAAGAACUGCGGGGACGUCAACUGCAUCGGGCGGAUCCACACGUACCUGGAGCUGAUAGGAGCAAUCAACUUUGGCUGUGAACAGGCCGUGUACAACCGCCCCCAGCCCGCCGACAGGAGCCGCUGCAGGGAGGCCAAGGACACGGUGGAAGCCUAUCAGCUGGCCCAGCGCCUGCAGUCCAUGCGCACGAGAAGACGGCGAGUGCGGGACCCUUGGGGAAAUUGGUGUGAUGCAAAGGAUUUGGAAGGACAGACAUUUGAGCAUCUCUCAGCUGAAGAAUUAGCAAGAAGGAGAGAGGAGGAAAAACUGAAACCUGCAAAAUCUUCUAAAGGUUCAAAACAAAUCAAAAGUUCCUUUGAUCCCUUUCAGCUGAUACCAUGCUGCUUGUUCUCGGAAGAAAAGCAGGAGCCCUUUCAGGUGAAAGUGUCUUCCGAAGCACUUUUAAUCAUGGAUUUGCACUCUCACGUAUCUCUGGCAGAAGUGAUUGGGCUGCUUGGUGGAAGAUACUCUGAAGCUGAUAAAAUUGUGGAAGUGCGUGCAGCAGAGCCGUGCAACAGCCUGAGCACAGGCCUGCAGUGCGAGAUGGACCCGGUGUCCCAGACUCAGGCCUCGGAGUCGCUGGCAGCCAGGGGCUUCCAGGUCAUUGGCUGGUACCACUCACACCCAGCCUUCGAGCCCAACCCCUCCAUCCGCGACAUCGACACGCAGGCCAAGUACCAGAGCUAUUUCUCCAGGGGUGGUGCCAUGUUCAUCGGGAUGAUCAUAAGCCCUUACAACAGGAAUAAUCCUCUUCCCUAUUCCCAGAUCACCUGUCUGGUCAUUAGUGACGAGAUCAGUUCUGACGGUUCCUAUCGCCUGCCCUACAGAUUUGAAAUGGAACAGAUGUUGGAGGAGCCUCAGUGGGAAUUAAUAUUUGAAAAAACAAGGUGGAUAAUCGAGAAAUACAGAUUUUGCCACAGUAGUGUCCCCAUGGAUAAAAUUUUUCAUAGAGAUUCUGACCUGACUUGUUUGCAGAAGCUUUUGGAGUGCAUGAGGAAGACUUUGGGCAAGGUAACAAACUGCCUCAUUGCUGAAGAGUUCUUGACUCAGAUAGAAAACUUGUUCCUUUCCACUUAUAAGAGUGAAAAAAAUGCUGAAGAGAAUGAGAAUGAACAUUCACACGAAUUGCCAGUGUGAUGGCUUUGGAAUUUUGAUUUCAUUUUUUAAUUCCUUCCCCUCUUCUUCAUUAUGUCAACUCUUUCAGAAUUGUUACUCCUUUUCAUAGUGACUGUUAAAAAGACAGUGCCAUCUUACUGUUGUGGUUUAAAAACACUUUGAAAACUC